AAAUCGCUCGAGUUACGAUCCAGCUGCAUCAGAUGAUGUUUCUCCUCAUUUGAGUGUUUUGAGGGCUACUCUUAUUGGGUGAGGGGUGAUAGACCCGGGGAUUUUCAUCGCUGGCGGAUGGGGAUGGAUGGUGCUCUUGGUGAGGAGUAGCUUGGUGUUUUUGAUGCUGAAUGGGUGAUGGUGUUGUAUUUGCAGUUUGACGAAACCUUCCCUGCAUGGUUCUGCGCGGGCUGUUUUCUCGCGUCAUGACCUAAUUCAGAAGGGCCUUCUGACAUCUGAUGGCAUUUCAUAUCAAACCGACUCUGAAAACAGAGUGACGACUUGCACGCAACCAUGUCUUUCCACAGUGUGGCUAAUCGCCAUGAUGGUGAUGGUUAUACUGCUAGAAAGAACUCGACAGAGGAGUCUUCUGGUCUUCUGGACUCACCCCAUAGCAACUCAGAUGAGGCGGAUCGCAAUCGACGACAAUGGCCACUGUUUUUGAUAGUGAUUGUCGUGGUUGAAACGUUGAUUCUGGCUAUUCUAGGCUCCGGGAUCGUAUAUUUUCUUUCAAAGCCUUCGUUUCAAUUUCCUCCAAAUACUGUUCACUCACCGGCGCAACAUGUAAUUCGUUUCAAGAAUGUCGUCUUCUCGUCCAGUUUCAAACCGUACUUGACCAAGUACCAAGGCCCCCCUUCACCAGAAACAGACGACGCAUGGCGUGAGCUCUAUAAUUACCCAAUCUCCAGAAUCGAUCGAAAGGAUGCCGCAAAGCUAGCAAACCGCACCGUUCCCAUCCCAAGAGACCCAGACCACUACGCCGUGUCAAUCGACGUCUUCCACCAACUCCACUGCUUGCAAAUGCUCCGCAAAAGAGCCUGGUAUGCCGAAGGAUACAACUUCGACCACGACAUGAUGAAUAUCGACCAUAUGGAUCAUUGCAUCGAUAGUAUUCGGCAGAGUCUUAUGUGUUCGGCGGAUGUUACUCCUCUUACAUGGACUUGGGACGAGGAAGAUCAGAAAUUAGAGCCGGUGGCCACGAUCACGCAUACUUGUAGGGAUUUUGAUGCGGUUAGGGAGUGGGCGAGGGAGAAUAUUGUGAGAGUGUUUGAUACUAGUGUGCGUGUUGAGCCGGAUGUUUGACGUUGGCGCUGGGUUGUGUAUUAUGUGUCGAUAUUGAAAUGUGAUAUUCAUGUAUAGCUGUCUUCAAGUGUACUAGUUCCUGUUGUCUAAACCAUCUUGUGGGUGAUAUGGAC
Messenger RNA from Aspergillus glaucus CBS 516.65, 1235 nucleotides. Its product is annotated as oxidase ustYa family protein. The record is from RefSeq and is a predicted model, not a curated record. The coding region runs from base 334 to 1122 and encodes 262 amino acids. The transcript has 4 exons. Lineage: Eukaryota; Fungi; Ascomycota; Eurotiomycetes; Eurotiales; Aspergillaceae. Gene Ontology annotation, biological process: mycotoxin biosynthetic process.